AUGGCAACAUUGGCAAGUCAAAAAUGUUUCCGCACGAAAGGUCAGACAACCUGUGGUCACCACAAAAGGAGAACACUUGAAUUUUAUUGUGAAAAAUGUCAGGAACUGGUUUGUCCUAAAUGUUUUUCUUCCAUUCACAAAGGCCAUCUUGUUUGUGAGCUCAGUGAAAUCACAUUCCAGAAGAAGCAAGAUAUCAAGAACUUUAUUGACAGAAUAGAACUAAAAGACCUGAUACAAAUUGGGAAAUGCACCACCUCUACUGAUACAAUCCUUGAGGAAAAUAACAGCAAUUUUGAGAAGCUUUCCCAAGAACUGAUAAUACAGACGGAAAAAUUAAAACAAGACCUUGACAUGCUUACAGCAAAGACACUCUCUAUUUAUCAUAAAAUGAGAGAGGACAAUGCCAAGAUUAUACAAAAAUACAAAGAGGACCUGGAGAUGUACGACAAGCAACUCAAACAACAAAUACAGGAAUGUAAGACAGUACUCCAGCGUGGCUCUCACAUAGAAAUCUACGAUACAGAAUGUGAAAUAGAUACCCUAAUACAUCUUCCUGUUCAACCUGUUUUAGGAACUGCCAGCUUCACUCCAAACAAACAUCCUCAGCAUCACCUUGAACUGACCUUGGGCGAAGUUAUCAUCUCAAGUCAAAUCCUAACAUUAACAGACCAGUGUCGGUCACUGUCAACAUCAGAUGACAAGGGACAAUCAUCUACAGGACAACGGCCAGAAGGGAAAAAAGCAAUGACAAGGAACAAACUACUGUCAGAGACCAAGGUGGUGGAGGAGUGGGAGUCUCCGUGUUACAUUAGUUCUAUAUGCCCCACAACUGAUGGACAGGCCUGGACCAGUAAGUACAGUAACAAAUUAACUCUACUGGACAGGAAGGGCAAAGUAAUACAGAAGGUCACACACAAGGUUGAGGUCAAGGACAUCAGUCUGUCACCCACAAUACACAGACUGUGGGUCUGUGACAAAGAAAACAACAUACUGGAGCUUGUAACAGGACGACUAUGUCUAGGAACACGAGCUCGACUAACACGCCGAUUCAGAACCAAUGAGGAACCCAGGUGUAUAUGUGUUACAGCCAGUAACCAUGUCAUUGUCGGGGAUGGCCAAACACAUUUCCAAAUUUACCACACAAGGUCAGAUGGUGCUCACUACAAUGGCUGA
Messenger RNA from Pecten maximus, 1173 nucleotides. RefSeq names its product tripartite motif-containing protein 3-like. The transcript has a single exon. NCBI's taxonomy places the organism in Eukaryota, Metazoa, Mollusca, Bivalvia, Pectinida, Pectinidae. Gene Ontology annotation, molecular function: zinc ion binding. The coding region runs from base 1 to 1173 and encodes 390 amino acids. The record is from RefSeq and is a predicted model, not a curated record.